AAGUAUUUUUGGUCGAAUCUUACUCGAAGAGUGAAAAAUCUCCGACUGCUCUAUUUAGGGGAAAGGUCGCAGUUGUGUCAGGUUUUUAUAUCCAGCCCGGACUGAUUCAGAGUGCCACAAGCGCAUAUCGGUCUAAAAGUUUGAUCCUGACGGUGGUGGUUUGUUGAAUCUGCGUCAUGGCGCUUCUCAGAGGAGUAUUUGUUGUAGCUGCCAAGCGCACUCCAUUUGGUACCUAUGGUGGCGUGCUGAAGGAUCACAGUGCAACAGACCUGGCUGAGCAUGCAGCCAAAGCCGCUCUCGCUGCUGGGGGUGUCGCACCAGAGCUUGUAAACAGUGUCAUCAUGGGAAAUGUCAUGCAGAGCUCAGCUGAUGCGCCCUAUAUUGCUCGCCAUGUGGGUCUGAGGUGUGGCGUUCCCAUCCCAGUGCCUGCUCUCACUGUGAACAGACUGUGUGGGUCUGGUUUCCAGUCCAUCAUCAAUGGUGCUCAAGAGAUUUGCCUCAGGGAAUCAGAGGUGGUCCUGUGUGGAGGCUCGGAGAGCAUGAGCCAGGCCCCGUACGCUGUUCGCAACAUACGAUUCGGAACAAAGUUUGGAUUCGAUCUCAAGCUAGAGGACACCUUGUGGGCGGGUCUGACCGACCUGCACGUCAAAAUCCCGAUGGGCAUCACAGCAGAAAACCUCGCAGAGAAGUACCAGAUCACACGAGAAGAUUGUGACAAUUAUGCACACCAGACGCAACAAAGGUGGAAGGCAGCUCAUGAGGCUGGUCAUUACACAGCAGAAAUCGCUCCCAUUGAUGUGAAAGCUAAAAAGGGCAAAGUGCCCAUGGCUCAGGACGAGCACCCUCGUCCACAGACCACACUGGAACAGAUGGCCAAACUGGCUCCUGUGUUCAAGAAGGGAGGGACUGUCACUGCUGCCAAUGCCUCGGGCGUAUCUGAUGGUGCUGCUGCUGUGGUGAUUGCAAGUGAAGACGCGCUGAAGGAGCACAAGCUCACUCCUCUGGCCAGAGUCGUGGCCUAUCACGUUUCAGGAUGUGAUCCCAGCAUUAUGGGAAUCGGUCCUGUUCCAGCAAUCACAGAAGCUCUUAAAAAAGCUGGCCUGACUCUCAGCGACAUGGAUCUUGUGGAGGUGAAUGAGGCUUUUGCCCCUCAGUACCUGGCUGUGGCAAAGGCUCUUGGUCUGGAUCCAGAGAAGAGCAACGUUAACGGUGGCGCCAUCGCCAUCGGACAUCCACUCGGUGCUUCUGGAGCACGCAUCACUGCCCACCUGGUUCAUGAGCUUAGGAGACGAGGAGGCAAGUAUGCUGUUGGCUCUGCUUGCAUCGGUGGAGGUCAGGGCAUCGCCAUCAUCCUCGAAAGAUGCUAACCGGAGAAGCUGCCAGUAUCAGAAGAAUCCCUGUAGAAGAAUGUCUUGCACCAUCACUCACUUGCAUAGAAUAACAUACAAUUGACACAAGCUAAAAAGAGAUUUUUAAGAACCUUUCACAGUCAUGUAAAAUGGCGAGUGUUCUUUCAAAAUGAUAACUCAUAUGUUUUCCCUGGUACAUAAAGUAUCAUUCAACAUUAAUAUUUUUGCUGCUCACUCUUGUUAGUUUAUUUAGUCUGUUUAUUCAUGUACAAUGAGCCCAAUGUUGCCUCGGAAACCUGUUUAUGUACGUGCCUCAAAUACACAGCUAGAUCUUUGGUAACAUUGACAUGUGUAGCAUAGUAUUAACUCCAUAAGUACAGAUUUGGUUGGGUUACUGUGAGGUUUAAAUCAACUGUGAUGUUUGCCUUUCAUGUUUUCUUUCACUCCAUUAUCAGGGAUCAGUUUUGCUAGGAAAUAUGUCUGACCUGUGAUGGCUCCAGCAAAAACUGACUUUGUAUUUCUCUUUCAAAUAAUCUCAAUAAAUACAAUUUUCAAAAAACAUUUAAAAAA
This is a messenger RNA of Acanthopagrus latus (yellowfin seabream), 1919 nucleotides long. RefSeq names its product acetyl-CoA acyltransferase 2 (gene acaa2). Bases 177 to 1367 code for a protein of 396 amino acids. Gene Ontology annotation, molecular function: acetyl-CoA C-acetyltransferase activity. The transcript has 10 exons. The record is from RefSeq and is a predicted model, not a curated record. Gene Ontology annotation, biological process: fatty acid beta-oxidation. NCBI's taxonomy places the organism in Eukaryota, Metazoa, Chordata, Actinopteri, Spariformes, Sparidae.